CGAAUAGUGCCGCGCCUGUGCGCCCACGUUGAACGCUUUACUCUUUCUUUUUCGUAACGAGAAAGGUGAAAAGACGGAAAACGAGCCUCCCAAGGGGUGAAAUUUUACGCGAGAUGUGGUCAUCAUGUGACCUUACUUCGGAAGUGAAUUAUUAUUAGCAGAUAAAAGAUAAGACGGACCGUAUUAUCGGAAAGUGUGAAGUCAAAACUAGUCUAAAUCAACGGCUUAAGGUUUAAAUCCCUUCAGAAACAUGACGAUUCGUUUUCCGGAAGUAAUAAGAAGUGGAUCGGAGAUGGAAGACGGUUUGUCAGGACCUGCCAAUCCAAUACCUAGUCAAUCGAUCGAUUGCGGAUGCGGACAAAUGCAAUGUCCAAAAUUGGCAAAAUUUGCAACUCGAAAACUUUUUGUGGGAUUAAUUUGUUGGGUUGGUGUAGUGCAAGCUGCGUCGUACGCUUAUUUUCAAGUGACAGGCUCCACGAUAGCUAGAAGAUUUCAAAUCGAUCCUUACAUAAUGGAUUGGGUUCUUGUUGUGGCAGAAAUAACACCUACUAUUUUUGGAUUAAUAGUAGCAUAUUGGGGCGACAGAAUACAUAGAGCUUCAUGGAUAGGAGCUUUAACUCUUUUACAAAGCUUUUCAUAUUUUAUUCUGAUAAUACCUCACUUGACACAUCAGGUUCAUGUGAUCGAAGAAACGCCAAAUGUCACUCACAUGUCAUUAUAUGCGGAUGACAGUCCCGAAUUAUGUAAUCUCGGAAUAUUGAGCGUAAUCAAAGAAGAAGACGAGCCCUGUUAUUUUACUAUGAUUAUCUUUAUUAUAGUACUAAUCAUAAGUGGGAUGGCAAAUAUUGCGUACUUUGCGCUUGGGAUUUCUUAUUUGGACGAUAAUACAAAGAAAAAACAUGUAACUGCAUUUAUUGGUGUAAUUAUCGCUGUAAAAGUCGUUGGAAUUCUUCUUGGAUACUUCUUAGGUUGGGGAUGUCUUCGGAUAGACGCGAAUGAUUUCAGUGUUAUAAAAUCAUAUCAGGAUCAAAUUGGUGCCUGGUGGCUUGGAUUUCCAAUUCUCUCUAUAUUAUUGAUGGUCCCUGCCUUGUUGCUAUCAUGGUUCCCCAGAAGAUUGCCCUCAGAAGUUGUUGAACAAGCCGCAGCUUCACUUCUGGAUCGAACUGCGUUACGUAACCGAGCACCCAACACAAUGACCAAUCAAAAAGCCGGUAGUCCCGAUUUUUGUCCGUCAUUAUGGAGAUUAAUUACUAACAAGAUUUUAAUAUGCAACAUUCUAGCGACGGUAUUUGGUGCUACAGCGCUUUUAAAUUUUGUAACGCAUGAAGAUAUUUUCAUAGAGUCCAGAUUUCACAUACCUCGACCGACCGGAAUGCUUCGAGGAUUUAGCGAUCCUUUGUCAUCCAGACUAGUCACUAUUAUCGUGAGACCUAUUCUGAUUGGAUUGAUCAUAAUCAUCAGUGGCUUAGUAUUGGCCAAGGUAAAGCCUCGAGCGAGACAUAUUGUUGGUUACAGUUUCAUUAUCGUGCUUUUGACUGUAGCAAUUAUUAUCUCUCUAAUUUUUACCACUUGCGAAAAGCCAUCUAUCGUCGGUUUAGAAAAAGGCUAUAGCGGAUUGUUGAAAUACUGCAAUAAAAAUUGUCGCUGCUCGAAGGACUCCGAUUUCCGACCUGUUUGCGAAAGCUCGGGAAAGUUCGUAUACUAUAGUCCUUGUUAUGCCGGUUGCGAUGCAAUCAUUUACGUCGAUAACGUGAAGAUCUACAGCGGUUGCAGUUGCGUGGAGGAUAUGACAGGAUGGGGAAAUGAUCAAGCGAAAGAUGGCCCUUGCAAUUCGACUAAAUGCCAGGCUGGCUGGAUAUAUUUUCAGUUUGGAUCUUUGUUGGCAUACGCGUUAGUCGCUUCCACUUUUGUAGGAGAUUUAUUGAUCAACAUAAGAUCCGUCUACAAACAAGACAAAGCUAUUAGCAUAGGUUUUUGGAUGACGUGGAUUGCACUGUGUGUUUAUGUGCCUGGCAAAAUUCUUUAUGAAUAUGUCUCGCGUGAGGCGUGUCAAUAUUGGGGCAAUCAAAAAGAAAUUUGUCAUUUAUACGAUACCGAAAAGCUCGGAAAUUAUCUGUGUUAUUUGACAAUACUAUUCUUAUCAAUUUGUCUCUUGUUCAAAAUUAUGCUUUGGUUUUUCUGCAAGAAUUUACAACUAUACGAAGAAAGAAUUGAAAAUAAAGACCAAGAAAACGGCGCGCUACGAAGAUUGAUCGAACGAGCAACAACUGAAAGAGAGCAACCGGAAGCAUCGAACAACAAUAAUGAUAUAAGACACGUAGAAGCGAUUGUUGAGCCAGAAUCAAGGACACUACCGGAGGUAGCAAUAGCGGAAGAAAAUCCACUGAGGGAAGAAGAAAGUACUCAGAAAAGUGCACCUAUGAAAUACGGCCCGUUAGGCUCAGGCAAUCGUAGAACAGAUUCGACUCCUCCGACAAAACAUAAUUCGCAAUCGACAAUCCGAAAUCUUGACUCCGAAGAUGAGCUAGACAGUUCGAGUGACGAGAGUAAAAAACAAUCGAGUUCACAAGUUGCUUACACGCCGUUGGACAUCGAUUCUGAUGUCGAGAGUGAUCUCGGCAGCGUUGGGCCUAGGUCACGAAAACGUAUAUCAAGUAAAGAUUACGAUCAAACAACUCAGGACGAGAAGGAUCGACCUUCAUCCAGAAAUGCGUCCCUAAAACGUCGAUUUCCAAAUCCCGAUCAUUACGAGGAUCCACAAAGGGGCAGAAAUUCCAAAUUCAAAAAUCCGAAUAGUUAUCAGGACACCUCCUUGAAUACAAGUAGCUCCAAGUUCGCGAGGAAGGGUCAAGAGAGCGACGUGCCCAAAGGCGACUUCAAUGAAGUUGGCAUACCGAUAGUGGAUCCGUUUCCGGACGGGAAGGGCAACUCGGGCAGUACCAACACGGCCCACUUGAAGGACGUGAAGUCGUUGAUCGAUCGAUACGAGCAGAAUGCGAGUCAGGAAACUUUAGACGAAGAUCGGUUAUCGGUGAAGUCAAUAGAGGAUACGAGAACUCGACCGGAGAACAAGAUGGGUAUACCUUUGGUAGCUAUGGUUCCUGGUAGGUCAUCCUCUCGAGGACAAUCCUCUUCAGGUUUUAGCAGCUUGCCAGAUAUACAAGACAAGAAUCUUGAUACACGCUUGGAAAGACUUGGGACUCCCAGUCCAAAAAAUGUCGCUAAAGGUAACAAAGUAACGCGUCAAACCGAUCUUUAAAAUCAUGAUCGCUCUUACGACACGCCUAAACGAUGCGUAGUUUUAUGGAGGAACGAGUAAACAUUAAUAGAACAGAAGCGUUAUCACGAUAAAUUUAUAUCACCGAGUGAUAAGAGACUGUAGCAAAUUUUAACUAUAAAAGUAUAUCUAUAAAAGUACUAUCUCUGACACCUGUCGCGUUGAAGAUAUAAAAUACCAAACUCCCGAUUUAACUUCUCCCGAUUUAACUCUUCUUUGAUAGAAGAACAAUAAAAUUUAAUGAACAUGAUUUUUUUUUCAUUAUGCAUUGUAAUUUUGAGUUUCUCCAAUUAUCAUGCAAAAUUGAUACUCUGAUAAUAGAUAUUUUAUUAGAUCCGUGAAUUCUCUAAAUAUUUCUAAUAAAGGAUAAUCGGCUAAUAAAAUGUUUAUUAUAUUUAAUGGCAUAUUUUCAUGUUUAUAGUUAUCCUUUGUAAAAUGUGUAUAAUCAUGAUAUCCAUUAUAAUCUUUUUCAUAUUUAUUGUACAAUUAAAAUCCUAUCAUAUAUCC
Molecule: messenger RNA, 3784 nt
Organism: Pogonomyrmex barbatus (red harvester ant)
Lineage: Eukaryota; Metazoa; Arthropoda; Insecta; Hymenoptera; Formicidae
Product: solute carrier organic anion transporter family member 1A5
Biological process (GO): transmembrane transport; sodium-independent organic anion transport
Cellular component (GO): basolateral plasma membrane
Molecular function (GO): protein binding
Source: RefSeq, a predicted model, not a curated record